Dendrobium catenatum is the source of this 1869-nucleotide messenger RNA. RefSeq names its product F-box protein FBW2. Gene Ontology annotation, molecular function: protein binding. NCBI's taxonomy places the organism in Eukaryota, Viridiplantae, Streptophyta, Magnoliopsida, Asparagales, Orchidaceae. The coding region runs from base 687 to 1679 and encodes 330 amino acids. The transcript is spliced from 3 exons. The record is from RefSeq and is a predicted model, not a curated record.
UCACUUUUCCCCCUAUUUUCGCUCUGGUUUUGUUGGGUUUGUUGGCUUCUCCUUCUUCUACUCAGACAACUCGCUCUUUAUCUCUCACUAUCUCUCUCACUCGGUCCAUUUUCUCCAAAGAAAUCAUCUUCCUCCUACUAUUGAUCUCAAGCAGACAGUUACCGGGCAUCAAAGGUGUCGCCUUUAAUGAACGAUUAGCCGAGAUUGGGCAUUCUUUCUUCUCCAACAAGCUGCAAUCGUUUGCCCAUCUUGAUCCCUCAAUCUCCACGGAUCUUUUCCCAUUUUUAGCCCGCUUUGAGCUUUUAAUGUGUUUCAGGUCAUGGGUUGGCUUUGAUCUUCUCGCCGUUUAGGCUUCUGCUUUUUCGUUUAAUGUUUUGCGGUCCGUGGAUUGAAAGUGGAAUGUUCUACUUUCGCUUUCCGAUCAUAAAGCCGCGUGUUAUCUGAAAACUGCAGCUGUGUUUGCCAUUUGGGUUCUUUUCUUGCUGCCGUUUCUUUGGCCUGCGCUUUAAUAACUUCCCACCCACUCUUUUCAAAUUCGCCCAAUCUGAGUUCUGAAAGCGUUUUUUUUUUCUUUUUAAUUUCACCCAGGUUUGUUUAUUUAAUCCCUCUUCGUUUUCUUCUUCGUGUUUUGAUUCUCCUGUCUGAUUUCGAUUGGGCGACCGUAUCGCAGUUAUUGAAGAGGAAACAUGGGGGAGUUCGUGGAAUUCCGGUCAUGGGAGGAGCUGAUCCCGGAUGCUCUGGGAUUGAUCUUCCGCAAUCUUCCUCUUCAGGAGAUUCUUUCAGUGGUUCCUAGGGUAUGCAAGUCGUGGAACCGGGCGGUGUCCGGCCCUUAUUGCUGGCAAGAGAUCGAUCUCGAGGAGUGGAGCCGCAGGGUCGAGCCUGAACAGAUCGAACGAAUGCUCCACCUUCUCGUCCGUCGGAGCUCCGGUUAUUGUCGACGCCUCGCCGUCUCCGGCGUCCCUAAUGAUUCCAUCUUAUCCUUCAUCGCCGAUUAUGCUGGUUCGCUUCAGUCCCUCGAGAUGCCGAGGAGCGAGAUGAGCGACGCCAUUGUCGAGCUAGUUGCGGGAAGGCUCUCUAACAUCACCUUCUUAGAUAUCAGUUCCUGCAAGAACAUCGGUGCUCGGGCUCUAAAAUCAUUUGGCCUACACUGCAAAUCUCUAGUCAGCCUCCGGCGCACAAUGCACCCUCUCGAGGUUGCCGGCAAAGUGUGCCAGGACGACGAAGCCCUCGCCAUUGCCCUCAGCAUGCCCAAGCUCCGACACCUCGAGCUGGCUUAUCUCCUCCUCACAACCGAAGGUGUCCUUCAAAUACUCUCCCAUUGUCAAGAGCUUGAGUUCCUUGACAUAAGGGGAUGCUGGGAUGUCAAGCUUGAUGAGAAAUUGAUGAAGGAGAAGUAUCCAGAGUUGAAGAUUCUCGGCCCCGACAUUGUCGAUUCCUACGAGAGGAGCUUCUGGAAUGAAUGCUCAGAUUACUCUGAUACUUCAGAGUAUUCUUGGGAUUUCAUGGAUGAUGAUGAUGAUGAUGAUGAUGAUGAUGGUGGCUAUGAAGAUAUGAGUGAUGAAGAAACUCUUUGGAAUGGUGAUAUUGAUGAGCGCAAUGUGGAGAGGUUGCAGGUCAGAUUCUAUGGAGGUGGAUUCAAUGAAGCUUUUGCUGGUUUUGAAUGGCCACUUUCUCCAUAGGAACAAAAAAGAAAAGAAAAAAAAAAAAACACGCAUUGAGUGACAUUAAAGGUCUGCUGCUAUUCUAUAAUGUUUUGUUUGUAGGCUUGUGUUGCUUUUAAUUGUUAUAUUUAUAUAUAUUUGUGGAUGUAAACUUUCUGUUUGCACGGAAUCAAAAUAUAUAAGUAGUAAAUAUCUUUUUUUUUUUUUA